AUGCUUGAAGACCAUCAAAAGCUCCGCAUUGCGUUUCUGGCGUUUAUUCGCGUGAAAUUAUCCGGAACGGUCGUGAACCCGCGACCGUCGGGGUCGACGCACCCGCGGGCUGCUGGGAUAGAUGAAAAAAACCGCGAUCAGAUUUCAUGGCGCUGCGCCGACCCGCGGAACGAUACAGAGCGUGAUACAAUCAUUUCUGACCACAGAGUAUAA
This is a messenger RNA of Leptosia nina, 213 nucleotides long. NCBI's taxonomy places the organism in Eukaryota, Metazoa, Arthropoda, Insecta, Lepidoptera, Pieridae. The record is from the annotation of a GenBank genome assembly.